This is a messenger RNA of Otolemur garnettii (small-eared galago), 2175 nucleotides long. RefSeq names its product cholinergic receptor nicotinic epsilon subunit (gene CHRNE). Gene Ontology annotation, cellular component: postsynaptic membrane; synapse; neuron projection. The transcript is spliced from 12 exons. Gene Ontology annotation, molecular function: acetylcholine-gated monoatomic cation-selective channel activity; transmembrane signaling receptor activity. Gene Ontology annotation, biological process: regulation of membrane potential; nervous system process; monoatomic ion transmembrane transport. Lineage: Eukaryota; Metazoa; Chordata; Mammalia; Primates; Galagidae. Bases 80 to 1606 code for a protein of 508 amino acids. The record is from RefSeq and is a predicted model, not a curated record.
UCCCCUUCACACACACACCCUGGCCUGCCCCCUCCGAUCCUGCCAAAGCUCAGAAUAACCCUGAGAAUCAGACAGCAGGAUGGUGGGGGCUCUGCUUGGUGCCCUGCUCCUCUUGGGGCUUCUUGGCAGUGGUGAGGGGGAAAAUGAGGAACUGCGUCUUUAUCACCAUCUCUUCGACAACUAUGACCGAGGAAGCCGGCCAGUGAAGCAGCCUGAGGAUACUGUCACUGUCACCCUCAAGGUCACCCUGACAAAUCUCAUUUCACUGAAUGAGAAAGAGGAGACUCUAACCACUAGCAUCUGGAUUGGAAUUGAAUGGCAAGAUUACCGACUCAACUACAGCAAGAACAACUUUGGGGGCAUAGAAACCCUGCGGGUCCCUUCAGGAUUUGUAUGGCUACCAGAGAUUGUGCUGGAAAACAAUAUUGAUGGCCAGUUCGGGGUAGCCUACUACUCUAACGUGCUAAUCUACGAGGGCGGUCUCGUGUACUGGUUGCCGCCGGCCAUCUACCGCAGUACCUGCACCGUGGAGGUCACCUAUUUUCCCUUCGACUGGCAGAACUGCUCACUCAUUUUCCGCUCUCAGACGUACAAUGCCCAAGAGGUGGAGUUCACCUUUGCGGUGGACAAGAAUAACGAGAUCAUCAACAAGCUCGAGAUCGACACUAAGGCCUUUACUGAGAACGGGGAGUGGGCCAUUGACUUCUGUCCCGGAGUGAUCCGCCACUACAAAGGUAUCUCUGCUGACAGCCCUGGGGAAACUGACGUCAUCUACACGCUGAUCAUCCGCAGGAAGCCCCUCUUUUACAUCAUUAACAUCAUCGUGCCCUGUGUGCUCAUUUCGGGCUUAGUGCUGCUCGCCUACUUCCUGCCGGCGCAGGCCGGUGGCCAGAAAUGCACUGUCUCCAUCAACGUCCUGCUCGCUCAGACCGUCUUCUUAUUCCUAAUAGCCCAGAAAAUCCCAGAGACUUCUCUGAGCGUGCCGCUGCUGGGCAGGUACCUUAUUUUCGUCAUGGUGGUCGCCACGCUGAUUGUCAUGAAUUGCGUCAUUGUGCUCAACUUGUCUUUGAGGACGCCCACCACCCAUGCCAUGUCUUCACGGCUGCGCCACGUUUUCUUGGAGCUGCUGCCACGCAUCCUGGGCUCCGGGUCGCCCUCCGAGGCUCCCCAGGCCGCCUCGCCCCCUAGGCGGGCGUCAUCAGUGGGUUUAUUGCUCCGCGCGGAGGAGCUGAUACUGAAAAAGCCGCGGAGUGAACUCGUGUUUGAGGGGCAGAGACUCCGGCACGGGACCCGGACUGCUGCCCUCUGCCAGAGCCUGGGCUCCGCUGCCCCAGAGAUCCGCUGCUGUGUGGAUGCCGUGAACUUCAUGGCUGAGAGCAUGCGAGACCAGGAGGCCGCCGGCGAGGAGGUGUCCGACUGGGUGCGCAUGGGGAAGGCUCUUGACAACAUCUGCUUCUGGGCUGCUCUGGUGCUCUUCAGCGUGGGCUCCAGCCUCAUCUUCCUUGGGGGUUACUUCAACCAAGUGCCUGAUCUCCCCUUUCCACCUUGUAUCCAACCUGAGCCAGCACCAAAUUCAACUUCCCCACCACCUUCCAGUAGGAAAUAGAUUCUGAAAAAAGCUACUGUCAUUGUAUUAUGAUCCUUUCCACUGCUGACAUCUGUAUGAACUUCCCAAGAGCAAUGGUGUGUGCUACCGUGCUUAGGUCUGGCUCCAGGGCAGGGCUCAGCAGAAGGCAGGUGGGCUCUUGGGCACCAAUCCUUCAGAAAGUAAGGCCUGCCCUUCAUGCAGUCUCGCUGACCUCCCAGCUUUUCUGGAACCUAUGAGCUUUCAAGUUACUUAGUCCAUUUGAUAGCCAAACCAGACAGACCUCUUUGCAGGACUUGCACAUAGGGAGGAUGGACACAGGAAGUCCUGUCCUUCUCUGGCCUGGCUCUGCUGGAGUGGGUGGGGACCAAAUACUCUCAAUGCAGGUGGUCCUCAGGCCCAGAGGCCCUACUUCAGUCAUCUCUUCUAGCAUUUCUUGGCCUACCACCCUACUGCUACCCUACUCCACCCCAUUAAGAGUCACUCAUUGCUGAUCCCAUCCUACCCAUUUGUUUCAUCCCAACUCUGCAGGCUCUCUCUGGUUAGUAUCCAGGAUUGUGAGAGAAAACAAUAAAACAGGGUCUGAAAUG